This is a messenger RNA of Drosophila erecta, 2071 nucleotides long. Its product is annotated as amidophosphoribosyltransferase. Bases 112 to 1743 code for a protein of 543 amino acids. NCBI's taxonomy places the organism in Eukaryota, Metazoa, Arthropoda, Insecta, Diptera, Drosophilidae. The record is from RefSeq and is a predicted model, not a curated record. Gene Ontology annotation, molecular function: amidophosphoribosyltransferase activity. Gene Ontology annotation, biological process: purine nucleobase biosynthetic process; purine nucleotide biosynthetic process. The transcript is spliced from 2 exons.
AUCAGCGACCGAUCGAUAUUGGGCUUGAUCUCGACCGAAUCGGGAAAAACUAAGCUGCGCGUGCGAGGAUUUUUCUUGUAUAAAACCGUUGCGUAAACCAGCAGCAGCAACAUGUCAGCGCCACAGCAACAGUCGCAGCAGCAACAACAACAUGUGCGCGUGGUCGAGCAGCAACAGGUGGAACCAGCUGAGGAGGUGACCUCCAGAAUGGCAUCGGAAUCCAUCUCUGCCAUCAAGGAGCUAACCGGUUUAACGCACGAGUGCGGCGUUUUUGGGGCCAUCGCUUGCGGAGACUGGCCCACCCAAAUGGACAUUGCGCACGUGAUCUGUUUGGGACUGGUUGCACUGCAGCAUCGCGGGCAGGAGUCUGCCGGCAUAGCGACCAGCGAGGGCAAGUCCUCCAAGAACUUCAACGUGCACAAGGGCAUGGGGAUGAUCAGCACCCUGUUCAACGAUGACUCCAUGAAGAUGCUUCGUGGCAACCUGGGCAUCGGUCAUACGCGCUACUCGACCGCUGGCGGAUCCGGAGUGGUCAACUGUCAGCCCUUCGUGGUGCAUACGACCCAUGGAACAAUGGCCCUGGCCCACAAUGGUGAGCUUGUAAACAACGAAUCUCUGAGGAGGGAGGUUUUGGCCAGAGGCGUGGGUUUAUCCACCCACAGCGACAGUGAGUUGAUCGCCCAGUCGCUGUGCUGCGCUCCGGAGGAUGUUUCCGAACUGGAUGGACCCAACUGGCCAGCCAGGAUCAGGCAUUUCAUGAUGCUGGCGCCGCUCUCCUACUCGCUGGUGAUCAUGCUAAAGGAUAAAAUCUACGCUGUGAGGGACACCUAUGGCAAUAGGCCGCUGUGCAUUGGCAAGAUAGUGCCCAUUAAUGCUGGGCACGGCAACAACUCAGACACACCCGCCGAUGGUUGGGUGGUUUCCAGUGAGAGCUGUGGUUUCCUGUCGAUCGGCGCAAGGUACGUCCGCGAAGUGGAACCCGGAGAGAUAGUGGAACUGUCACGGAGUGGCUACCGCACGGUGGAUAUUGUGGAAAGACCAGACUUCAAGCGCAUGGCUUUUUGUAUAUUUGAGUACGUUUACUUCGCACGCGGAGACAGCAUCUUCGAGGGUCAGAUGGUCUACACAGUGAGGCUGCAGUGCGGCCGGCAGCUGUGGCGAGAGGCUCCAGUGGAGGCGGAUAUUGUGAGUUCCGUUCCCGAGUCUGGUACAGCAGCGGCGCAUGGCUAUGCCCGUGAGUCUGGCAUUGAAUUUGUAGAGGUUCUCUGCAGGAAUCGCUACGUGGGACGAACAUUUAUUCAACCCUCUACCCGGUUGCGGCAACUGGGAGUAGCCAAGAAGUUUGGAGCCCUGUCCGAGAACGUGACUGGCAAGAGAUUGGUCUUGAUAGACGAUUCCAUCGUGCGAGGCAACACCAUUGGACCAAUAAUCAAGUUGCUGCGGGAUGCAGGCGCCCGGGAGGUGCACAUCCGAAUUGCCAGCCCGCCGCUCCAGUACCCAUGCUAUAUGGGUAUAAAUAUUCCGACUCGAGAGGAACUGAUUGCCAACAAGCUGAACCCCGAACAACUAGCCAGGCAUGUGGGCGCCGACAGUCUGGCUUAUCUUAGUGUGGAGGGACUAGUCGAGGCUGUCCAACUGAAGCAUCGGGAUGCAGGCGAUGGCAAGUCCAAGGCAACGGGCCACUGCACCGCCUGUCUCACUGGCGAAUAUCCCGGUGGGUUGCCCGAUGAGUUAAGCUGGUGAUCGAAAAAGACUUUUGGAAACCAGUUUUGCCCACUACAAAACAAGAAAAAAAAGCAGUAUAAAUAGCCAUAGAGGGCUCGGAAUUACUGUCACAAAUUUUGCAUUUAGUGUACCUAGCACCCACCCAUUCCUAUUUACGCUCUACUUUGUUAGAUCUUAAGUAAAUAGCCCACGUGCUUCCCCAAGCUAAAAGACACAUAUUAAAGUCUGGUUUUGCCUCUGGAACUUUACUCAUAGUACAAAAUACAUAACUCUUUGUUGCCCAUCCUGAACACCACAAAAAUUUGUUUUUUGCAAAUGCCGAUAAUAAAGACAGUUAGACUAUUAA